CCGGCUCGAGAGAGAGCGAGAGAGAGAGAGCGAGAGAGAGAGGGAGGGGAGCAGCCUUCGAGAUGAGUUCUUACGACCCUUUCAACCCUUUGCGGAAGCCUUGGGAUGAUUACCGAUGUGUCCGCCCCACCAAGUCCAGCAUCUCCUCCACCCUCUACUCGGUCCAUCGCACCUCGGCUCCCAAGCGGUCCCUGAGGACCACCUCGGUCUCCUCCCUGCCUGACUACGCGGAGCGGUUGGACCUCUCCCAGGUCAGCACGCUCAAUGCCGAGCUGUUGACCCUGAGGGCCCAGGAGAGGGAGCAGCUGAUGGACCUAAACGACCGCUUCGCCACCUACAUCGAGAAGGUCCACUACCUGGAGCAGCAGAACAAGGUGCUGCUGGUGGAGCUGGAGGCCCUGAGGCAGAAGCAGUCCGACCCCUCCCGACUCCACCUCAUCUACGAGCAGGAGAUCCGAGGCCUGCGGGCUCUGCUUGACUCGGAGACCAAUGAGAAGAUGAGGAUGGAGGCCGAGCGGGACCACCUGAGGGAGGUUUACUCCCAGGUGAAGGACAAGUACGAGGAGGAGGUGCGCCUGCGCAUGGAGGUUGAGGACAACCUUCAGAAGGUGAGGGAGGGCGCCGACAAGGCGGUACUGGCCAACAGCGACAUCGAGGGCAACAUCAGCUCCCUGGUGGAGGAGAUCUCCUUCCUGAAGAAAGUGUACGGGGAGGAGAACGCGGAGCUAGCUGCUCAGAUCCAGGCCGCCCACCUGACGGUGGAGGUGGAGGUAGCCAAGCCCGACCUCUCGGUGGCCCUGAAGGAGAUCCGGUGCCAGUACGAGAAGCUGGCCAACAAGAACAUGCAGGCAGCCGAGGACUGGUACCGCACCAAGUUCGCUACCGUCAGCGAGAUGGCCAGCAAGAACAACCAGGCGGUCAGGUCCAUCCGAGAGGAGACAGCCGAGUACCACCGGCUCCUCCAAUCCCGCGGCUCGGAGAUCGAUGGCCUGAAGAGCAUCAUUGACUCCCUGCAGAAACAGCUGGAGAACCUGGAGGACAGGCAGUCCAAGGAGGUCCGCAAGUACCAGGAAAGGAUCAGUGAGCUGGAGAAAGACAUCAAUGAUGCCAAACAGGAGAUGGCUCGCUACCUGAGGGAAUAUCAGGAUCUCCUAAACGUCAAGAUGGCUCUGGAUAUUGAGAUUGCGGCUUACAGGAAACUCCUGGAGGGUGAAGAAUUCAGACUGAGCUUCUCCUCACUGCAACCUUACAGUUAAAAGCAUUCCUCUGGUGAAGGUUCCAUAGCUAGCAACAUAGUGUAGUCUUUAGCUAUUAUUCCAUUGCCUGUUAGCUGUCCUCCAAUGCUUUGCACCACCUCCAUCUUCAGAGUGACCACUCACAGCUACAGUCACUGAGAAAUACCUGACCACUGCCCCACUGUCAACAACGCUCUGUCCCUCACACAGUCAACCAAGGCCUUACACACAGGCACAGCGAUGUUAAUGUGUGUAAGGGCAUUUAAACACAAGUGUACACAGAGAUAUAUCUGUCUAAAACGAUCUGCACCCCUACUAUAAACAAAAGUAUAAUAUGUACACAAAAAUCAAGACACAUCUCUGUGUACACGUGUACAGACACAUACAGAGACAUGGAGAACACCAGCAAAUUUCAAUUGGAUGAGAGUUUGAAAUGUAAUAAGAUGGGAAUUUUGGUUCAGGUGAUGGUCUCACCACCACCACCCCCCCAGCUUCCUGUUACCCACCAUUCCAACUCAGAAGAAAGCCUUCUUGCCCUGUGUCCUAAUAAUACCCGUUACUCCCUGAACCCAUGCCCCCAUGCACCCUGUCCUCAUUCCCCCUCACUCUCUGACCCCAUGCCCCUUUGCACCCUGACCCCAUGCCUUCUCACACCCUGACUCUGUACCUGCUUAUUCCCUGACCCCAUGCCCUCUCGCACCCUGACUCUGUACCUGCUUACUCCCUGACUCCAUGCCCUUCGCACCCUGACCCCAUCCCCUCUCACUCCCUGACCCCAUGCCUGCUUACUCCCUAACCCUAUGCCCCCUCACACCUGUUGUGUUGUUGAAAUUUCCUGUGACUCUAUCCCUUCAAAUAGUCCUCUCUAAAGUCCCUUCACAAACAACUUCUUGAAGAAAUGAGUUAUUGUCCAGAUCCUUUCUCUCUGAGACAUACACAGAUGUUUGAGGUCACCACACGAGGGUUGCGAGUCUGUUCUGGUGCUGAACCUCCUUAGCCGGAGCUGAAGCAGGGUGAGUGGAGAGGGAGCACAAGUGAGCCUCGGGGUCAGAGACUGGAAGAGGAGCUGGGACUGUGACACAAAGGAAUGAUUACAGAACCAGUGUGUGCUGCGGCCUCAGUCUGAGACUGAAAACGCCAGAGGGAGACACAGAGAGUGGCACAAGUGACAGAGGGAGAGAGUAA
Messenger RNA from Carcharodon carcharias (great white shark), 2420 nucleotides. RefSeq lists its product as uncharacterized. Gene Ontology annotation, cellular component: postsynaptic intermediate filament cytoskeleton; intermediate filament; axon. NCBI's taxonomy places the organism in Eukaryota, Metazoa, Chordata, Chondrichthyes, Lamniformes, Lamnidae. Gene Ontology annotation, biological process: neurofilament bundle assembly. Gene Ontology annotation, molecular function: structural constituent of postsynaptic intermediate filament cytoskeleton. The record is from RefSeq and is a predicted model, not a curated record. Bases 63 to 1256 code for a protein of 397 amino acids. The transcript is spliced from 3 exons.